GCGACAUUUCUAACUAACUUUUGAAAAUAGGUCCCGUCGACGAUCGCCAUUCCGGCAUAGAUUUCCGGCGACAGAAUUUCCAGAAGAAAUCGCACAUCCGAGUUCUCCGGUAGAGUUGAUCGUAUACAUGAGAAGCGCUCGUGGCGGCAGAAUCUGGAAUUUCCCCAAUUAUUGUUAUUAUAGAUAUAUAUAUACACAAUUCCGAUCGAGGAUUCGGAACCGGAAUGUUCGAUAAGGUGAUUUCCCCCUGCCGGAGCCGCCGCCUCCACCGGUAUUUCCGCAACGGAAAGCUUACACUCCUCUGCCUCAUCCUGACGGUGAUUAUGUUCCGAGCGUACCUCGGCGCAGGGAGAUUCGGCACGCCGGAGAAGGAUCUGAACGAGAUCCGCCAGACGUUCGCGUACCUCCGCCGCCGCGCGGAGCCGCGGCGGAUUCUCGAAUCGGUGUCGACCGCUUCUCAAUUUCACAGUAGAGUUUACAGAUACGCCGAUUUCGACGCGGCGAGAAUCUUCAACGACGGCGACGGUGGCGGAGUUGGGGAAUUGAAGCGGAAUGAAUCUGAGCCGUACAGAUUAGGAGCGAGAAUAUCGGAUUGGGAUAAUGAACGGCUGCGAUGGCUUAGAAGGAAUCCGAAAUUCCCCAAUUUUGUUGGGAGGCGAAAACCUAGGGUUCUAUUGGUGACUGGUUCGUCCCCAAAACCAUGUGAGAAUCCAGUUGGGGAUCAUUACUUGUUGAAAUCGUUAAAAAACAAGGUUGAUUACUGCAGGCUUCAUGGUUUGGAGAUGUUCUACAAUAUGGCGUUGCUGGAUGCAGAGAUGUCUGGUUUUUGGGCGAAGCUGCCGUUGAUCCGUAAGCUUCUGGUGUCGCACCCGGAGGUGGAACUGCUAUGGUGGAUGGAUAGCGACGCCAUGUUCACUGACAUGGCCUUCGAGCUUCCAUGGGAGAGGUACAAGAACCAUAACCUCAUACUCCAUGGAUGGGAUCACAAGGUGUACGGCGAAAAGCACUGGGUCGGUUUAAACACCGGCAGUUUCUUACUACGUAACUGCCAAUGGUCGUUAGAUCUUCUCGACGUCUGGGCUCCAAUGGGCCCAGUAGGAAAAGCCCGGGAGGAAGCCGGGGAGGUCCUAACAAGGGAGCUAAAAGACCGGCCAGUUUUCGAAGCGGACGACCAAUCAGCAAUGGUGUACAUAUUAGCUACGCAACGAGAAAAAUGGAAGGACAAGGUUUAUCUAGAGAACGCGUUUUAUCUACACGGAUAUUGGGGCAUUCUCGUCGACCGGUACGAGGAAAUGAUCGAUAGCUACCACCCGGGGCUCGGGGACCAAAGGUGGCCAUUGGUGACGCACUUUGUCGGGUGCAAGCCUUGCGGCGAGUUCGGGGACUACUCGGUGGAACGGUGCUUGAAGCAAAUGAACCGCGCGUACAACUUCGGCGACAAUCAAAUCUUGCAAAUGUACGGGUUCGGACACAAGACAUUGGCGAGUCGAAGAGUGGUGCGGAUUCGGAAUGAUUCCGGUAAGCCUUUAGAGGUUGAAGAUGAGUUUGGGCUGCUUCAUCCUCCAUUUAAGUCUGUUAAGCUUAACUCUUACUAACUGUGUGUAUAUAUAUGUGUGUAUAUAUAUAUAUAUAUAUAUAUAUGAGAUUGUUAUCUGUAGAUGUGAAGGAAGGAUA
Andrographis paniculata is the source of this 1674-nucleotide messenger RNA. RefSeq names its product xyloglucan 6-xylosyltransferase 2-like. Lineage: Eukaryota; Viridiplantae; Streptophyta; Magnoliopsida; Lamiales; Acanthaceae. The coding region runs from base 225 to 1595 and encodes 456 amino acids. The record is from RefSeq and is a predicted model, not a curated record. Gene Ontology annotation, biological process: xyloglucan biosynthetic process. Gene Ontology annotation, molecular function: UDP-xylosyltransferase activity; hexosyltransferase activity; xyloglucan 6-xylosyltransferase activity. Gene Ontology annotation, cellular component: endosome; trans-Golgi network; membrane. The transcript is spliced from 2 exons.